Diatraea saccharalis (sugarcane borer) is the source of this 6777-nucleotide messenger RNA. NCBI's taxonomy places the organism in Eukaryota, Metazoa, Arthropoda, Insecta, Lepidoptera, Crambidae. The record is from the annotation of a GenBank genome assembly.
AUGUGUAUACAAAGCGAGCAGACGAAAGAUAAGCAGGUCAGUGGUCAUGGUGCCCAGCACUUACUUAGGGAUGGGGCACAAGCGACCCUGCGAUCUUUAUUGUUAAGCAACCUUCGCAAAGGUCAUUCACGGGAUGGGUGACAGAAAAAUUAUUAUCUCGAUCUCCUCCGGUGCUUAAAAAAGCACGUUAAGUCCCGGCUGUAUUUGCAGUCUUCAAUCCCCAUUGGGGCUGCGUGGAGGAUCAUAGCCCAUCCUCAUUAACCUGAGGAAGGUCUGAGGUAUGAUGAUGAUAAAGCAUUAAACGCAAAUAUUACUUUGAAUGCUAUGAAAAAUAUCAAACGAAAGAGUUGGAUGCCAACUGCAAUCUUUAGUCGAGUUUAAAUAAGUUUUUAUUAUGAUUGGAAUGCAUUAACUGCAAAUGCAGCCGAGACCAUCGGCUUAAAGUGCCUUCCGAAAUAUGGUAGUAGUGAGAAAUAAUACAUUUUUGGUCACCCAUCCCGUGACUGACCCUUGUGAAAGUUGCUUAACAACAACGAUUGCGGGCCGCGGCGAUUAUCGACUAUGCCACCGAGCUACUGAAAUAUUUGCCUUAUUUAUAAUUAUAUCCUCUUUCCCAGGUCUUUAUACAUCCGACCACCACUGCCGAGUCGUUUGACACAAAACAAGCUGUCAGAGCCGAUAGUUGUGAAGCAGCAAGAAGUACAGAAAGAAGACAUCACAGAAGAAAAGGAAAUGAAGAGAGGGUGCAUAGAGAAGAUUUCAAGAUAUCUAGACGUCUCCCUCUUGAAGUCGUGGCGUUUCGGUUUGCUGUGCGCGUCUGUUGCGCUGAUGUCUUGCGGGUCGCCGUACGCCUUAUAUUAUUUACCAGCAUAUGCUCAACAGUUCCUGGUAUCCCGCUUAGAUGCAGCAUUGUUCAACCACAUCCCUGUGGAACAGAUGUACACUACAAACACCGUGAUAGAAUGUAUGAGACGCGUUUGGUCAAUAAAUGUAGUUUUGUAUUUUUAUACACAAAAGGGGGAAUCAAUAGAAUAGGAAAGAUGACUGGGUAAAAAAAAAUGCAAUUCUAUUUAGUCCGUCAGUCAGAUAAUAGAAAAAUAUUAGAUACGUAUUUUUUUGUACUUCAAUUUAACAAGAAAUAGCUUAGAUAACAGGCAUUAAAGUUGAGGAGUGGGGGCUCGCUACGUCACAGUUGAGUAGAAAACGUACUCUAACGUGACGUCAUGCGAAAUUUCAACUCAAUUUAACGACGUAAUUUUAUGAAUACGAAAGAAAUUAAAAAAUACGUGUUUAAUAUUUUUUAACACUCUACCUGACGGACAAACAAACAAAAUUUAAUCAUCAUCCCUAUUUAAACAUUCGUGGAUAAGAUGACAUGAGUGGAUUCGAACAUAACAAAUAUUUCAUAAAAAUAAACACGUUUUCCUGCCUUGAAUAUAAAAAUCAAAAUUAAAAAACUUUUUUACACCCGCGAAAAGGCUGUCCUUCAUAUUCAUGACGUCAUUGUGUACACAAAACAAAUGCAUAGAGUAGAAGAUUAAAAGAUAUCAAUAAAACAAGAACAGUGCCACCUAACGAUCGAUUUCGAAAUAAAAAUAUAUAAAUAAGCUGAGAACACCGCCAUCUAGCAAUUUGAUUUACAAUUGGACUGCGCUCCACCUGAUGGUAAGUGGAGGCGCAGUCCAAACGCGAGGACAGCUAGUGUAAAACAGUACGUAGGUACUGCACUAGCCAACCUCACCUUGCCGACCUGCAAGAUGCUUCUUCACGCCCCGCUUGAAGGACCCCAUGUCAUAGGAUGGAGGGAAUACAUGGGCCGGGAGACAAUUCCAUUUUUUGGAAGUACGACAAAGAAAUGAGUCGCCAAAUUUCUUUGUACGCGAAGGAAUCGUUGCCACAGUUAGUUGGUGGCAACGCAAACCAGCACGUGUGGUCCUGAGGAGGAAGGGAGAUGGGGGGAUAAGGGAAAAGAGUUCUUCAGAGCAUUCACCAUGGUAGAGACGGUAGAAGACGCUGAGCGAAGCAACGUCUCGGCGCAGUUGCAGGCUUUCUAGGUUCUUGGUGACUUCACCAUUGCCAAUAAUGCGCACUGCACGGCGCUGCAAUCUAUCCAAAGCAUCGAGUAAGUACCUAGCGGAGCCAUCCCAAAGGUGCGAGCAAUACUCCACGCAUGACCGGACCUGCGUUUUGUAUAGUAGGCACAGUUGUUCGGGCGUGAAAAAACGCCGCACCUUGUUCAGGACACCGAGUUUACGUGAUGCUGUUUUAAUAACAGACUCGAUGUGGUUUUUGGGAUUCAGAUCACAGCGCACUUCCAUCCCGAGCAUGUUGAUGCUGCUCUGUAGAGGCAAGGUUGUGCCCUGAAGAGAGGGAAGGGAAGGGAAUGGGGGGGUCUUGGCGGUAAAUACGCAGACCUGAGUUUUCUUGGCAUUGAACUCAACCAGGUUUUCAGCACCCCAUUUCGAUAUGAGAUCCAGAACGUGAUUGAGCUCAAUGACAAGAUUCUCUCUUUUCUCCAGGAUUUCCGCCCGUCCGACCGUAGGAGCCCCGUGAUAUCCCACAUGCACUGUGCUGUCGUCUGCAUAGCAAUGGAUAUUUCCAAGUGGAAGCAUGUCAUUGAUAUGCAGCAGAAAAAGUGUAGGGGAUAGAACGGAGCCCUGAGGCACACCGGAAUUGACUGUCCUAAGCUGCGAAGAGCAUCCGUCAGAAAGAACACGGAUUUUACGCUCACGCAGGAAGUCGGCUAUCCAGGCGCAUAGUUGAACGGGCAGACCGUAGGCCGGAAGCUUGGAGAGAAGUCCCUUGUGCCAAACCCUGUCAAAUGCCUUAGCAAUGUCAAGACUGACAGCCAAGGACUCGCCGCGCUUGUCUAUAGCUUCACCCCAGAGGUGCAUGACGUGCGCUAGAAGAUCACCCGUUGAUCGUUUUGGUCUAAAGCCAUACUGACGAUCAUUUACAAGGGAGUGAUCUUCUAGGUAUCGGAUCAGUUGGGAGUUAAUAAUCCUUUCCAUGACUUUACACAGCACAGAGGUGAUAGCUAUAGGGCGGUAGUUUGCAGGGUCUGACCGAUCUCCCUUUUUGGGCACUGGCUGCACAAUGGCCUCUCUCCAAGCCUCAGGUACACGACCCGAAGAAAGAGAUAGCUGAUAUAGGCGCGUAAGUACGGGAGUCAACUCCGCUGCACACAUUUUUAUAACAACCGCAGGUAUGCCAUCAGGACCACUAGCUUUCCGGACAUCGAGUGACUGUAGUUCCGCACGCACAUCACGCUGCCUGAUAUGAAUAUCAGGCAUAGUGAAGCCACAAGAAGGUAUCGUUGGUGGCAGUGCAUUACAGUCAUCGAUUUGGGAAUUAGCCGCGAAGAGGCUUGCCAAGAGGUCGGCUUUCUCCUGCGGCUUGUGAGCUAAUGUUCCAUCUGGACAUCGAAGCGGUGGCAGCGAGGGCUGGCAGAAAUUGUUUUGCACGGCCUUGGCGAGACGCCAGUAGCUACGGGAGCCCGUAGGGUGCGUAACUAACUCAUGGCCAAUACGUGCGACGCGCUGGGCAUCCGCUCUGAUGUAAGCCCUCUUACAGGACUUGGAAGCCUGAUUGUAGGCCGCUUUUAUUGAGUCAAUAUCGGGAUCCCUCCGAGCACGACCCCUGAUCCAAGCUCGAUAUGCCAGCUGUUUAGACGCAACAGCGUUAGCACAAUCGCGAUUGAACCAGCGGUUGUGUUUGCCCAUACUGAUCAGAUUGGAGUGCGGAAUGUAGUAUUCCAUAGCAAUACCGAUCUCCUCAGUAAUAGCAACGGCGCUCGUUGUCGGAUCCUUCUCACAAAAGCAGCGCUGCUUCCAAGGAACGGAUGCAAGGUACUCGCGCAUGCCGUCCCAAUCCGCUGAGCCAUAGUGCCAUACGCGUCGUCGAGUCCUCGGAGGUUGAGGGGGCUCGAUUCGCGGCACUUUGGUGGAUAUCAAGCAGUGGUCGGAAUUGCCCAGUGGGGCACGAACAUCAACCUGAUACCCGACGGGAUGGCUCGUAAGCAGAAGGUCCAGUAAGGAAGGCGCUUGACCGACUAUAUCUGGGAUCCUGGUGGGCUGAUCGACCAUUUGAGUCAAGUCAUGCGUGAGAGCGAAUGCGUGGGCUGAUCUCCCAGCAUGGUCCGUCUUGGAAGAACUUAACCACGAUUCGUGGUGAGCGUUGAAGUCCCCCAAGAAAACCAGUUCUGCGUUAGGAUACUGCUCCUGCGCGUAAUCUGCCGCCCGACUGAGGUGGUCAUAAAGUCGAGUUGUCUCCGCAUCGCCAGUGUGGGAUCUGUAGAGGCACACAUAGACUCGAGUCUGAUGACCUAAGUCCAUAUGUACCGCUAGGAGGGAAAAGGAAGGGUCCUCUAGGCAGCGCAAUCGGUGACAGCAAACAUCCGCCCGGACAAACAAGCAUACACCGGCUUUCGCUUUGAAGGACUCUUCAAGUGCGUAGCCGGGAUAGUGAAGGUAGCUUGUAUCGUCCGGGCGGAGAAUUUGCGUCUCCGUCAGAAACAACAUUGCAGGCCGUGCUGUCUCUAGGUGUUGGUGGACAGCAUUGAGGUUGGCAUGGAGUCCCCGUAUAUUAGAGAACUCAACCUCAAACAGCGAAGGCGUGGGGUUGUGCACCGCUGUACGACCAGAACGUGUUGCUGUGGCUGCCAUAACGAUAAGGGGUGAGGGGACGUGAAGCAGGAGGGCAUUGUCACGACUGCUCCAGUCAAAAAUAUGGGCGCCUGUUUCCCCAGGUGUUGCCCACAGAGGAGUAGCACCGAUCCGCCAGACGGAAGGGCCCCCGUACCCCCCCGGGAGUGGCCGCCGGGACCCACGCUCCGGUCACCAACCGGCACGACGGUCCACCCCAAGAUUAUGCGUGGCAUGAUAGGGCAGCCUCACGAGCUGGUUAGGCACGCUUGGGCCCCUGUACUGUACCACGGGCGGCCAGCGGUCAGCCGUUUCUACGGGUCUCCCUGGCUGGCGGGUCGAUGCAGUCCUCCUGGCACUGGUUCGACGGAGGCACCCACCGGACCCAAACAAUCGCGGCAACGUCGUCCCGAGCUCUGGUUGUACGUUGGCUGAUCCCGAAACGCGCUCUACGAGCGAGCACUUCACGGGUUUUUCACCAUGUGUGUACGGUGGUAACUAACCAGGCGGGAUUAAACCCUACCACCAGUUGCGAGCAGAUCUGAACUCGAAUUCCUUUAGUCGCCUCUUACGACACCCACAGGAAAGGAAGGGGCGGUGAGUUAUGUAUUCUUUCUCCGUCACCGGUCACGCGUCAGGUGCGUACGGGCUGUGCCUGGGCUGCUGGUUCCUGCUGGUGCCGGUGCUGCUGGCGGACGCGUUCGGCACCGCGCGCAUCGCCUCCUCCUACGGGCUCGUGCGCAUGUUCCAGAGCCUCGCCGCCGUCUCCGUGCCGCCCACCGCCGGUGCGUACGGGCUGUGCCUGGGCUGCUGGUUCCUGCUGGUGCCGGUGCUGCUGGCGGACGCGUUCGGCACCGCGCGCAUCGCCUCCUCCUACGGGCUCGUGCGCAUGUUCCAGAGCCUCGCCGCCGUCUCCGUGCCGCCCACCGCCGGUGCGUACGGGCUGUGCCUGGGCUGCUGGUUCCUGCUGGUGCCGGUGCUGCUGGCGGACGCGUUCGGCACCGCGCGCAUCGCCUCCUCCUACGGGCUCGUGCGCAUGUUCCAGAGCCUCGCCGCCGUCUCCGUGCCGCCCACCGCCGGUGCGUACGGGCUGUGCCUGGGCUGCUGGUUCCUGCUGGUGCCGGUGCUGCUGGCGGACGCGUUCGGCACCGCGCGCAUCGCCUCCUCCUACGGGCUCGUGCGCAUGUUCCAGAGCCUCGCCGCCGUCUCCGUGCCGCCCACCGCCGGUGCGUACGGGCUGUGCCUGGGCUGCUGGUUCCUGCUGGUGCCGGUGCUGCUGGCGGACGCGUUCGGCACCGCGCGCAUCGCCUCCUCCUACGGGCUCGUGCGCAUGUUCCAGAGCCUCGCCGCCGUCUCCGUGCCGCCCACCGCCGGUGCGUACGGGCUGUGCCUGGGCUGCUGGUUCCUGCUGGUGCCGGUGCUGCUGGCGGACGCGUUCGGCACCGCGCGCAUCGCCUCCUCCUACGGGCUCGUGCGCAUGUUCCAGAGCCUCGCCGCCGUCUCCGUGCCGCCCACCGCCGGUGCGUACGGGCUGUGCCUGGGCUGCUGGUUCCUGCUGGUGCCGGUGCUGCUGGCGGACGCGUUCGGCACCGCGCGCAUCGCCUCCUCCUACGGGCUCGUGCGCAUGUUCCAGAGCCUCGCCGCCGUCUCCGUGCCGCCCACCGCCGGUCAGUGCCGCCGCCGUACCUUUUAUACGUCAUCGUCCCCAUUGCGGGGGCUCGGGAGCACCAUUCUAUUCUCGUCGAGCACACAUUGAUUUUCGUUUGACAUAACAAAUUCGCCAUUUCUAUAUCAUAAUAAAUUUACCUUUAAACAUGAAAGAAAACCGGUAGGGUUGUCAUAGAGAAAUCAAGAAAGUACCGUAGCGACAUCUAGUUUGAUUUCGGGUACUAAUGUUUUUUUUUAAUAGUUCCUCAUUCGUGCGCCAGUUCGACUCGCACUUAACUAGUUUUUUGGACGUUGUCUAAGCCUAUGAUUUUAAAUAUAAUAUUUUACAGGUCUCGUCAGAGAUGUGACAGGUGGUUACUCAUGGUGUUUCUACGGCAUGGGAUCCUGUAUGGUGUUAGGUUCGAUUCCCGUCAUCGCCUUCUAUAUUCUAACCAAGAACGACGAUUCAGACUCGUCGGUCGAUUGA